Messenger RNA from Eruca vesicaria subsp. sativa (arugula), 2692 nucleotides. NCBI's taxonomy places the organism in Eukaryota, Viridiplantae, Streptophyta, Magnoliopsida, Brassicales, Brassicaceae. The record is from the annotation of a GenBank genome assembly.
CAAAGGAAGAAGAAGAAAGAACACGAAAAAGAGAUUAACGUAAGAAAUGGAUGUGCCGGAGGAGACGAGGCUUCGCCACAAGCGAGAUUUCAUCCAGUUCCUCGAAAACAUCUACAUGGAUGAAAUCAAGGCGCUGGUUCAGAACAAGCGUCACCGUUUGAUUGUGAAUGUAUCUGACAUUCAUACACACUUCCGCGAAUCUGAAUCUUCCUCUAGGAUAUUGAAGAAUCCAAUUGAGUAUAUGCAAUCAUUUUGCGACGCAGCCACUGAAGCUACACGCAACAUUGACCCUAAAUACUUGAAGGAAGAUGAGCAGGUCCUUGUUGGAUUUGAAGGUCAUUUUGUCUCUCGCCGUGUCACACCUAGAGAGCUCCUCUCUGAGUUUAUUGGAUCUUUGGUCUGUGUUGAGGGCAUUGUCACCAAAUGCUCUCUUGUGAGGCCGAAGGUUGUUAAAAGUGUACACUUUUGUCCAUCUACCGGUGAAUUUACCAAUCGAGACUAUCGAGACAUCACGUCCCAUGCGGGUUUACCCACUGGCUCUGUCUAUCCCACUAGGGAUGAUAAUGGCAACUUAUUGGUGACUGAGUAUGGUCUGUGCAAGUACAAAGAUCACCAGACCUUGUCGAUUCAAGAAGUGCCUGAAAACGCCGCUCCUGGUCAGCUUCCUCGAAGUGUUGAUGUCAUUGCUGAGGAUGACUUGGUUGACUCAUGUAAGCCAGGAGAUCGUGUGGCUAUUGUCGGCAUUUACAAAGCUCUUCCAGGCAAAAGCAAGGGUAGCGUAAAUGGUGUCUUUAGGACUAUCCUCAUAGCCAAUAAUAUCUCCCUGCUCAACAAAGAAGCAAAUGCACCUAUAUACACCCCACGAGACCUACAGGAGAUUAAGAAGAUUGCAGCAAGAGAUGAUGCAUUUGACCUUCUUUCUCGUUCCUUGGCACCUUCUAUUUAUGGUCACGCUUGGAUAAAGAAAGCAGUGAUACUACUGAUGCUUGGCGGUAUGGAAAAGAACCUCAAGAACGGAACCCACUUAAGAGGGGACAUCAACAUGAUGAUGGUUGGGGACCCAUCUGUUGCGAAAUCUCAACUUCUGAGAGCAAUCAUGAAUAUUGCACCAUUGGCUAUAUCAACUACAGGCCGUGGUUCUUCCGGUGUUGGGUUAACUGCUGCUGUGACGUCUGACCAAGAAACAGGGGAAAGAAGACUAGAAGCUGGUGCUAUGGUCCUCGCUGAUAAAGGUAUCGUCUGCAUUGACGAGUUUGAUAAGAUGAACGAUCAAGACCGAGUUGCUAUUCACGAAGUUAUGGAGCAACAGACUGUAACAAUCGCCAAAGCUGGUAUCCAUGCAUCACUAAAUGCUAGAUGCAGUGUGGUUGCAGCAGCAAAUCCCAUUUAUGGAACCUAUGACAGAUCAUUGACUCCAACAAAGAACAUUGGACUUCCAGACUCGUUGCUCUCUCGUUUUGAUCUGCUGUUUAUUGUGUUGGACCAAAUGGAUGCUGGUAUUGAUAGCAUGAUAUCAGAACAUGUCUUGCGCAUGCACCGUUACCAAAACGAUAGAGGUGAGGCAGGGCCAGAUGGGAACUUGCCGUAUGGGAGAGAGGAAGAUGGUGAAAGUGAAGUGUUUGUUAAGUAUAACCGAAUGCUGCAUGGGAAGAAGAAGAAAAGAGGCCAAACAAAUGAGAAAACUCUUACGAUUAAGUUCCUGAAGAAGUACAUUCACUAUGCCAAGCAUCGAAUUCAGCCAGAGCUCACUGAUGAAGCAUCUGAACGUAUCGCAGAAGCAUAUGCAGAUCUCAGAAAUGCAGGUUCUGAUACUAAGACUGGAGGUACGCUUCCGAUAACAGCAAGAACUCUAGAGACAAUCAUCCGUCUUGCCACAGCACAUGCCAAACUGAAGUUAAGCAGAAAGGUUACUAAAGUCGACGCAGAGGCUGCCUUGAAGCUGAUGAACUUUGCAAUAUAUCACCAAGAACUGACAGAGAUGGAUGAACGUGAGCAAGAAGAACGUCAAAGGGAACAAUCAGAACAAGAAAGAACACCAAGUCGUCACAGAGGCAAUCAAGAGAAUGCCUCCGCAAAUGUCGAACGGUUAGCUAAUUUCAUUUCUUCCAUUGAAGCCCAUACCGCAGCUAUCUUAAUUGUAAUACAUUGUUUUUUUCUUUUGUUGCUUGUUCCCCUCAGUGAAACAGCAGAGCCAAUGGACGUAGAUGAACCUCCCGCAGAGCAAUUUAGCGGCACAGUCUCUGCAGCAAGGAUUGAGGCCUUUGAGCGAGUGUUUGGGCAGCACAUGAGGGCAAACAGGCUCGACGACAUCUCUAUUGCAGAUAUAGAGACAGUAGUCAACAACAAUGGAGUUGGAGCUUCUCAUUACUCUGCAGAUGAGAUUAUGGCUCUCUUAGAGAAACUGCAAGAUGAUAACAAAGUGAUGAUCAGCGACGGAAAAGUUCAUAUCAUUUGAUCCAUCAUGAAGAAAUGCACCCGAUGAAGUUAUUUCUUCAUAUUAGAACUCAAAGUAGUGUAGUACUGUGAGAAGAGAAGCUAUUGGGGACCAAAGUAUCUUUUCUUUUUAAAUCAUACUUUUUAAUUUGUCUUUGCAUCUAUCAUUUAAAUUAAGAAACUCAAAUAUUUUGCUAGUCAUGGUCGCUUUCUUCCUAAAGAUCUUGUGUACUUGGACAAUGCAACCUCUUCAUUAAGU